AAAAAAAGGACAAAAAUGGCGGGAAGUGCAACUAACAAGGUUACAUUUGUUUUCUUGGCUACUUUGGCCAUUGUUGUUCGAUGCAUUGAAGCUGGUGGGAAUGUGGUGUUUGAUGAUCAUCUCAGAGAACAAGAGAGGAUUGCUUAUGAACUUGCCCUCAAAACUUACGUCCCAGACCCUUUGGAAGUUACAUUCGAACUCAACCAUCAUGUUAACUUAUUCAUGAACAAAACUGAAUCAAGAAGGAAUCUGAUGAAGAUAAAGAGAAGGAACAGACGUUUUAUCUGUGAAGCCACCAACCCCAUAGACGGUUGCUGGAGGUGCGAUCCCAAUUGGGCCAGAAACCGCUUCAGGCUGGCGGAUUGCGCAAAGGGAUUCGGAAGAAGAGCCAAGGGAGGCUUAGGCGGCCCAAUCUACGUUGUCACUGACGAAUCCGACGACGACAUGAUAAACCCUAGACCCGGAACCCUAAGAUACGGAGUCCUCCUGAGGGGACCAGUGUGGAUCAUAUUUGCAAGAAGCAUGUUGAUCAACUUGAAGCAAGAGUUGAUCGUGACCUCCGACAAGACCAUCGACGGGCGCGGCGCCAACAUUCAGAUCAGGGGCGGCGCCGGGCUAACGUUGCAGUUCGUGAACAAUGUUAUCAUUCAUGGGAUUCGCAUCAAGGGAGUGAGGUCCAGAUCUGGUGGUAUGAUAAGGUCAAGUGCAGAUCAUAUUGGUCUAAGGAUGAGGAGUGAUGGUGAUGGCAUCACCAUCUUUGGGUCAAGCAACGUUUGGAUCGAUCAUAUCUCCAUGUCUGACUGCGAAGAUGGCCUCAUCGAUGUUGUUGCCGGUUCCACUGGCAUCACCAUCUCAAAUUGCCAUAUGACCAAACACAACGAUGUGAUGUUGUUUGGAGCUGAUGACAGAUACACAAGGGACAAGAUAAUGCAAGUGACGGUGGUAUUCAACCACUUCGGACAAGGAUUGAUUCAAAGGAUGCCGAGGUGCAGAUUCGGAUUCUUCCAUGUUCUUAACAACGACUACACCCACUGGAUCAUGUACGCCAUUGGAGGAAGCUCAAACCCAACAAUUCUAAGCCAGGGCAACCGCUUCAUCGCUCCGAACAACAUGGCGGCCAAGGAGGUCACCCACCGCGACUACGCCAGGCCCGAGGAGUGGGCCAACUGGCAGUGGCGCUCGGAGAAUGACCUCUUCAUGAACAACGCCAGGUUUGUUGAGUCUGGAGCUCCAAUUACCAAUCUACCCUUCAGGGGGUUCCUCAUGACCCCUCGACAUGGUUCUCAUGCUAACAGACUCACUAGUUAUGCUGGUGCUCUUACUUGCGUUGUUGGCAGGCCUUGCUAGA
Molecule: messenger RNA, 1348 nt
Organism: Arachis ipaensis
Lineage: Eukaryota; Viridiplantae; Streptophyta; Magnoliopsida; Fabales; Fabaceae
Product: pectate lyase-like
Molecular function (GO): pectate lyase activity
Source: RefSeq, a predicted model, not a curated record